Messenger RNA from Pseudocercospora fijiensis CIRAD86, 624 nucleotides. RefSeq lists its product as uncharacterized. The transcript is spliced from 7 exons. Bases 1 to 624 code for a protein of 207 amino acids. NCBI's taxonomy places the organism in Eukaryota, Fungi, Ascomycota, Dothideomycetes, Mycosphaerellales, Mycosphaerellaceae. The record is from RefSeq and is a predicted model, not a curated record.
AUGCUCUGGUGCCAGAAGGGACUACUGCCCCUCUACAACUCGCCAAGGCCCAGUCGAUGUUCACGCAGCAGUGAGCUUGUCUUGACCGCCGCUCUUCUGCCCAACUGGCCUUUCGCCUUCGUCACGGAGCUCGCAACCUCUGCUGACGAAAAGGGGUGGAGAAGAGACGUCAACGUUACGCGCUGGGAAUGGCGAGAUCGGAGAUGGACGAUAGGAGAGGGUGGCGCAAAGAACUUCAAUUGUGAAGGUGAUCAGACGUUCACGUUUCAUAGAAUAGGGCUGAAACUCUCCAGGGCUUCGGGACAAGGCAGCUGCAAACAGACCUCUCUUGCCAUCAAUCGCAACAACAUGCAAAUAUCGGAAUGUUCAAAUGAAGCACUCAGCCGAAAGAACACGCCGACCCAGAAGUCGAUUUCUCGCGACCCAGAUCGGCUCUCGGCGAACGUCCCUGAAGUCGGACAUUUCUACAGAACCAGAAAUCUGGGAAAGUUUGCCUUGAACUAUGCAAGAUGUCGCCUUACGGCCUGGAAGACAUUGGGACUCACCGCUGCUCACGAUCGUGACGUGGUCCUGUAUCAGCCUCUAAGAGAGAGCAUGUCUCGAGCAUCGUUGGAGCAUGUCUAG